Molecule: messenger RNA, 2085 nt
Organism: Suncus etruscus (white-toothed pygmy shrew)
Lineage: Eukaryota; Metazoa; Chordata; Mammalia; Eulipotyphla; Soricidae
Gene: TBC1D17
Product: TBC1 domain family member 17
Exons: 17
Coding region: 102-2057 (651 amino acids)
Biological process (GO): activation of GTPase activity
Molecular function (GO): GTPase activator activity
Source: RefSeq, a predicted model, not a curated record
CCAACUGCAGGGACUCGAGGGGAUUCUUCUGUCCGGAUGUGACGGCCUGUUGACCCGGAUCAAGCAGGACGCUAGGGCAUUGGGGGGCCUCGGUCGCGGCUAUGGAGGAAGCCGGCUACAGGGUGGUCUUCGAGAAAGUGGGCGUAUAUCUGCACACCAGUGCCAAGAAGCACCAGGACCCCGACUCGCUCAUUGCGGGGGUCAUCCGCGUGGUGGAGAAGGACAAUGACGUUCUCCUAUACUGGGCCCCUGUCGAGGAGGCCGGAGACUCCAGCCAGAUCCUCUUUUCCAAGAAGGACUCAAGUGGGGGUGAUUCCUGCCCCCCUGAGGAAGAGCCCACCUUUGACCCGGGCUAUGAGCCUGACUGGGCUGUCAUUCAUCCCGUCCGCCCCCGGCCCCGCAGCACCGAGGCCUCUAGAGGUGUGGAGCCCAGCCCCCUGCGCAGUUCCUGGGCCUUCUCGGUGAGCCUGGGGGAGCUCAAGUCCAUCCGCCGGUCCAAGCCAGGCCUCGGCUGGGCUUACCUAGUGCUGGUCACGCAGGCUGGAGGCUCGUUGCCCGCCCUGCACUUCCACCGUGGGGGCACGCGUGCUCUGCUCCGGGUGCUCAGCCGCUACCUGCUGCUGGCCAGCUCCCCGCAGGACUCGCGCCUCUACCUGGUCUUCCCCCACGACUCCUCGGCGCUGUCCAAUUCUUUCCACCAGCUACAGCUUUUCGACCAGGACAGCUCCAAUGUGGUGUCGCGCUUCCUCCAGGACCCCUACUCCACCACUUUCAGCAGCUUCUCCCGCGUGACCAACUUCUUCCGGGGUGCCCUGCAGCCACACCCUGGGGGGGCCUCCCCAGACCUGCCCCCAGCCCCCGACGAGGAGCCGGAGCCUGGUUUCGAGGUCAUUUCCUGUGUGGAGCUGGGCCCACGACCGGCUGUGGAUCGGGGGUCUCCGGUCUCUGAGGAGGAGUGGGCCCGCCAUGUGGGUGCUGAGGGCCGUCUGCAGCAGGUGCCAGAGUUGAAAGCCCGCAUCUUCUCAGGGGGUCUGAGCCCCAACCUGAGGCGUGAGGCCUGGAAGUUUCUCCUGGGCUACCUGAGCUGGGAGGGCUCCACCGAGGAGCAUAAGGCCCAUGUGCGCAAGAAAACGGAUGAGUAUUUCCGCAUGAAGCUGCAGUGGAAAUCCGUGAGCCCCGAGCAGGAGCGGAGGAACUCGCUGCUGCAUGGCUACCGGAGCCUCAUCGAGAGGGACGUGAGCCGCACUGAUCGGAACAACAAAUUCUAUGAGGGCCCGGACAACCCGGGGCUGGGCCUGCUGCACGACAUUUUGCUCACCUACUGCAUGUACCACUUCGACCUGGGCUACGUCCAGGGCAUGAGUGACCUGCUCUCCCCGAUCCUCUACGUCACGCAGAACGAGGUGGACGCCUUCUGGUGCUUCUGCGGCUUCAUGGAGCUGGUGCACGGGAACUUCGAGGAAAGUCAGGAGACCAUGAAGAGGCAACUCGGGCAACUCUUACUGCUGCUGCGGGUGCUAGAUCCACUGCUCUGCGAUUUUCUGGACUCCCAGGACUCCGGCUCGCUCUGCUUCUGCUUCCGGUGGCUGCUCAUCUGGUUCAAGAGGGAAUUCCCCUUCCAGGACGUGCUCCGCUUGUGGGAGGUGCUGUGGACGGGGCUCCCGGGGCCCAACCUGCACCUGCUGGUGGCCUGCGCCAUCCUGGACAUGGAGCGAGACACCCUGAUGCUCUCAGGGUUCGGCUUCAACGAGAUCCUCAAGCACAUCAAUGAGCUGACCAUGAAGCUGAGCGUGGAGGACGUGCUGACCAGGGCCGAGGCCUUGUACCGGCAGCUCACGGCAUGCCCGGAGCUGCCCCACAACGUGCAGGAAGUCCUGGGACUGGCACCACCCCAAGAAGCGCACAGCCCCUCGCCACCCGCCUCGCCACUGCCGCUGUCCCCCACCCGGGCCCCUCGGGCCCCGCCACCCUCCAUGGAGCCCGCCGCGCAGCCCGACAGCAGCCUGGAGAUCCUGCCCGAGGAGGAGGAGGAGGAGGACGGAGGCGCCGACUCUUAACCUGGCGCAGCUGGCACGCAGGCACUUU